AUGCGUAGCCUCUGUGUAGGCCUCUGCCCAUCAAGGCCAGCGCCGGUCCCCACUGUGGGACCCGGCAGCAAGAUGAGCUCAAGGCUGCUGAUCCCCUGGAUGCUGAGCUCAGGAAAGCUGUCACCAGUGGGAGCCCUGCGCCAGGAGACGUCAGCUCUGCCCGGACCGGCAGUCGAGGCGGCCGGAGCUCGGACCAGCGCCCGCCGAUUCGGCCCAGCCCCUGUUGCCGGUCACCCACCAGCAGCCGCAGCCGACCACCAGGCCGGAACCCUCAACCCCGGACCACAGGAGGAGAUAUUUGGAAUAAAGGGGAUCAAAAGCUCGGUGAAGGAGAAGGAAUGUGCCAACCGGUGGGUGAAACCUGCCCUGGUCAGGCGGGUGGGGUCCACGAGGGUGCAGAGAGGGCGGGCUCAGAGAUCAGAAACUUCCAGAAGCCAGUGGGUCCGGGUGGUCACUUCUCGCUCCUCGGUCCCUCUCGCAGGUAACCAGCCUCACGGUGGGGCCGGAGACCCUGACCUCUCAUCGGACGGCAGCGAGGGGUCACCUCUGGACUGGACAGCGAACGGCGGGAUGGAGGGUGCGGACCCCCUGACCUCGCCCGGCAGUGCAGCCGCUCUCCAGAGGAGGCGCACACUUCACACUCGGAGCAAAUCGCAAGCAAAUACUUCAGCAAACCGGGCCCCACGAGCCCUCUACUGUCUUAACCUCAACAACCCCAUCCGGAGAGCCUGCAUCAGCUUCGUCGAGUGGAAGCCCUUUGACAUCCUGAUCCUCUUGACCAUCUUUGCCAACUGUGUGGCGUUGGCCGUGCACAUCCCAUUUCCCGAGGAUGACUCCAACCAGAUCAAUCACAGCCUGGAAAAAGUUGAAUAUGUCUUUCUUAUCGUUUUCACCGUGGAAACAUUUUUCAAGAUUAUUGCUUACGGCCUUUUCAUGCACCCGAACGCCUAUGUCAGGAAUGGAUGGAACCUCCUAGACUUUGUCAUCGUCAUUGUCGGCCUCUUCAGCGUCGUCCUGGAAACCGCCACCCACAAGCCCGGCGAGGUCCACCACAUGGCAGGGAAGUCCGGAGGCUUCGACGUCAAGGCCCUGAGGGCGUUUCGCGUUCUGCGGCCCCUGCGCCUGGUCUCGGGCGUCCCCAGUUUACAGAUUGUGCUGAACUCCAUCAUGAAAGCAAUGGUGCCCCUCUUACAUAUUGCACUCCUUGUGCUCUUCGUUAUCAUUAUUUAUGCUAUUAUUGGACUGGAGCUAUUCAUUGGGAGGUUGCACAAGACGUGUUUUUACAUUGGGCAGGAGGCUGUGGUGGAGGAGGACCCCUUGCCCUGCGCCUUCUCAGGCCACGGGCGGCAGUGCACCCUGAACGGCACUGAGUGCCGGGGCAAGUGGCAGGGCCCCAACGGGGGCAUCACCAACUUUGACAAUUUCUUCUUCGCUAUGCUGACCGUGUUCCAGUGCAUCACGAUGGAGGGCUGGACCGAUGUCCUGUACUGGAUGCAGGACGCCAUGGGCUAUGAGCUUCCCUGGGUCUACUUUGUCAGCCUUGUCAUCUUUGGCUCCUUUUUUGUGCUUAACCUGGUCUUGGGCGUGCUGAGUGGUGAGUUCUCCAAGGAGCGUGAAAAGGCCAAGGCGAGAGGGGAGUUCCAGAAGUUGAGGGAGAAGCAGCAGCUGGAGGAGGAUCUAAAGGGAUACCUGGACUGGAUAACGCAGGCCGAGGACAUUGACCCAGAGAACGAGGACGAGGAGGAAGAGGGUGGCAGACACCGUGUCACCCUGGCUGAUAUCGCCAACAAGAAGCGAGGGAAACUAGGAUGGUUCAGUGCCUCGAACGAGACACACGCGAGUCUUCCAGCCAGUGAGACAGCCUCGAUCAACACAGAGAUUGUCGGGGAGGAGGAUCACAUGGGGUGUUGCGCCCAGUGCAUGACUAAACUUUCCAAGACACGUAUCUGCAAGCGCUUCCGCCGGUGGAACCGGUGCUGCCGGAGGAGGUGCCGGGCGGCCGUCAAGUCGGUGACGUUCUACUGGAUCGUUCUGCUGCUGGUCUUCCUGAACACCACCACCAUCGCCUCGGAGCACCACAACCAGCCCGACUGGCUGACCCAGAUCCAGGACAUUGCCAACAAAGUCCUGCUGGCCCUCUUCACCUGUGAGAUGUUGCUGAAGAUGUACAGCCUGGGGCUCAAUGCCUACUUCAUCUCCUUCUUCAACCGCUUCGACUGUUUCGUGGUGUGCGGGGGUAUUGUGGAGACCAUCCUGGUGGAAUUCCAGGUCAUGUCGCCGCUGGGCAUCUCCGUUCUCCGCUGCGUUCGCCUCCUGAGAAUCUUCAAGUUCACCAGGCACUGGUCGGCCCUCAGCAACCUGGUCGCUUCACUGCUCAACUCCAUGAAGUCCAUUGCCUCGCUACUUCUCCUGCUGUUCCUCUUCAUCAUCAUCUUCUCCCUCCUGGGGAUGCAGGUUUUUGGGGGCAAAUUCAACUUCGACGACACCCAGACCAAGCGGAGCACGUUUGACACUUUCCCUCAGGCUCUCUUGACCGUCUUCCAGAUCCUGACCGGGGAGGACUGGAAUGUGGUGAUGUACGACGGGAUCAUGGCCUUCGGAGGGCCCUACUUUCCCGGGAUGCUCGUCUCCAUUUAUUUCAUCAUCCUCUUCAUCUGCGGCAAUUAUAUCCUGCUGAACGUGUUUUUGGCUAUCGCCGUGGACAACCUGGCAGAUGCCGACAGUGGUGAUGCCAAGAGGGGCCAGAAGGAUGGCAAGGGGAGGUGACUGUUUGGUUCGCUUUUCGAUGAUCCUAUUAAUCUGGUUUGCUCCCUUUCCUGUUUCGAGUACCUGUCACCCCGCAGCUCCCCUUGUGUCUCUGAUCCAAUCGAUGACUGCCCAGCUCCUCAAAGCCUCCGAGCUGCUGUCCCUGGGUCGGUGUACCCAGUACCUUUUGCCACACUCUCCGAGAUUUCCAUUGCCGGAUACUGGACGGAAAGCCGAACAGUGUUUUUGAUCCUCUGCAUUGCUUUUCCUCCGGCGGGACAGGGUGAAGAUUAUGGGCAGGAGGAAGACUUGAGUGACACAGGAGCCCUCCGACGGCGGCUACAGUCGCGAGGCAGGCCCUCCGCUGGCUGCAAAGCGCUUCGGGGUGUCCUGAGGGAGGUGGAAGGCGGAGGAGGGGAAGACGACGAGGGAGGUCGCGCGGAGAGCCUGGUGGGCUCCACGGUGGAGGAGCUGUCGAACUUCGCCCCGCCCAAGGAGAAGAUCGUGCCCAUCCCAGAGGGCAGUGCCUUCUUCCUCCUCAGCUCCACCAACCCGGUCCGAGUGGGAUGUCACCAGCUCAUCCACCACCACAUCUUCACCAACCUCAUCCUCGUCUUCAUCAUCUUCAGCAGCAUCUCACUGGCAGCGGAGGACCCAAUCCGAGCCCACUCCUUCCGAAACAUCAUCCUGGGCUAUUUCGACUACGCGUUCACCUCAAUUUUCACGGUGGAGAUCUUAUUUAAGAUGGCAACAUUUGGAGCGUUCCUCCACACGGGGUCCUUCUGUAGAAAUGCCUUCAACCUGUUGGACCUACUGGUGGUCAGUGUAUCUCUCAUCUCCUUCUGGCUCCAUUCAAGUGCGAUGUCAGUGGUAAAGAUCCUGCGAGUGUUGAGGGUGCUGAGACCCCUUCGAGCUAUUAACAGGGCCAAGGGACUGAAGCACGUGGUUCAAUGUGUCUUUGUCGCAAUUAAAACUAUUGGGAACAUUAUGAUUGUGACGACGCUUCUUCAGUUCAUGUUUGCCUGUAUCGGGGUCCAGCUAUUUAAGGGCAAGUUUUACAGUUGUACAGAUGAAGCCAAGCACACACCUGAAGAGUGCAGGGGCACCUUCAUCGUCUUCAAGGACGGAGACGUCACCCAGCCCAUGGUGCGCCAGCGCAUCUGGCACAACAACGACUUCACCUUUGACAACGUCCUGGCCGGGAUGAUGGCCCUCUUCACCGUCUCCACCUUCGAGGGCUGGCCCGCCCUCCUGUACAAAGCCAUAGAUGCUAACGCGGAAAACGAGGGCCCUAUCUACAAUUACCGUGUGGAGAUUUCCAUCUUCUUCAUUGUCUACAUCAUCAUCAUUGCGUUCUUCAUGAUGAAUAUCUUCGUGGGAUUUGUCAUCAUCACCUUCCGGGAGCAGGGCGAGAAGGAAUAUCAGAACUGCGAGCUCGACAAGAACCAGAGGCAGUGCGUUGAGUACGCCAUGAAGGCCCAACCUCUGCGCCUCUACAUCCCCAAGAACCGCUAUCAGUACAAGGUCUGGUACAUGGUCAACAGCACGGGCUUCGAGUACAUCAUGUUUGUCCUCAUCCUGCUCAACACCAUCACCCUCGCCAUGCAGCACUACGAGCAAUCGGAUCCAUUUAAUUACGCCAUGGACAUACUAAACAUGGUGUUCACCGGACUCUUCACAGUGGAAAUGCUGCUGAAGAUCAUCGCUUUUAAACCGAAACAUUAUUUCUGUGAUGCCUGGAAUACCUUUGAUGCAUUGAUUGUGGUUGGGAGUGUGAUGGACAUCGCUGUGACUGAGAUCAACAACGGCGGACAUCUGGGUGAGAGUUCAGAAGACAGUUCCCGGAUCUCCAUCACUUUUUUCCGAUUGUUCCGGGUCAUGCGCCUGGUUAAAUUACUGAGUAAAGGAGAAGGAAUCCGGACCCUCCUCUGGACAUUCAUCAAGUCUUUCCAGGCCUUACCUUAUGUCGCUCUUUUGAUUGCCAUGAUUUUCUUUAUCUAUGCAGUCAUUGGGAUGCAGACAUUCGGGAAAAUUGCGAUGCAAGAGAACACGGAGAUCAACAUGAACAACAACUUCCAAACGUUCCCGCAGGCUGUGCUUCUCCUCUUCAGGUGUGCAACAGGAGAGGCGUGGCAAGAAAUCAUGUUGGCCAGCCUUCCGGGGAAACGCUGCGAUCCGGAGUCCGAUUAUGGCCCCGGAGAGGAGUACACUUGCGGGAGUAACUUUGCAAUCGUCUACUUUAUCAGCUUCUUCAUGCUGUGUGCAUUCCUGAUCAUCAACCUCUUCGUGGCAGUCAUCAUGGACAACUUCGACUACCUGACGCGGGACUGGUCGAUCCUGGGGCCGCAUCACUUGGACGAGUUCAAGCGGAUCUGGUCGGAGUAUGACCCGGAAGCCAAGGGGAGGAUUAAACAUCUGGAUGUGGUCACUCUGCUGCGCCGGAUCCAGCCUCCUUUAGGAUUCGGGAAACUCUGUCCACACAGAGUCGCCUGCAAGAGACUGGUAGCGAUGAAUAUGCCUCUGAACAGCGAUGGGACGGUGUCCUACAAUGCAACACUCUUCGCCUUGGUCAGAACAGCACUCAAGAUUAAAACAGAGGGUAACCUGGAACAAGCCAAUAUGGAGCUGAGGGCCAUCAUCAAGAGAAUAUGGAAACGUACUAAACCCAAAAUCCUGGAUGAGAUUAUUCCCCCUCCGGAAGACGAGGAGGUGACGGUCGGGAAGUUUUAUGCCACCUUCCUGAUCCAGGAUUACUUCCGGAAGUUUCGGAAACGGAAGGAGAAGGGCCUGUUUGGAGAUACAGACCCCUGCAACUCGACCACGCUACAGGCAGGCCUGCGGACUCUUCAGGACGUUGGGCCAGAAAUCAGGCGGGCCAUCUCGUGUGACCUUCUCGAAGAUCCGGAGGACGAGGGAGAGAUGGGGGAUGAAGAUUCGUACCCGACUAUGGAGAGACGUGGGUCUAAGUCCUCCUUGCGCUCUGUUACCAUCCUGAUCAGCAAUGACACCUCUCAGGAUUCGAGUGGCAAGCGGAUGGCGAAUGGGUCAGCUCUCCGCGGGCAGAGCACGAGGGAUGGGAGCCAGGAAGACACGGCUGAGACAUGCCCGGCUAGUCCUGAACGGGUGCACAGCAACGCCAGGAGAGAAUCAACGAAUGAAGUCCAUCCACCAGCCAAUCGGAAAGAGGAUCCAGUGUCGGGUGGGGAAUACAUUGAGGAUUAUCUAUCUGGAGAACAAGGAUAUUACAGUAGGGAUGAGGACAAUGAUAGUGUGACAUCCAGAGACAGGCAGUCAGAGGCCGGUGAGUCCGAGGGCUUUCGCGGUGUUUAUAACAAUACACUCACUUCCAAACCUUAUGGCCAUCGUGACAGUGAGAUCCCUGUCCACUCUGAGGCACGACGUUCACCCCGGAGACGCCUACUUCCUCCAACACCAGCAGGACGCACUCCGAAUUUCAGCAUUCAGUGCUUGAGCCGACAGGACAGCGUUCACGAUAUCCCCAUCCCUGGCACGUACCAGCAACGCAAGCAGCCUCGCCGAGCCCUGCAGCACCAGGCUUACAACGGGGGCAGCUACGACUCCCACAGGAGCAGCAGCCGCUCGUCGGCCGGCUCCAGCCAGUCCUGGGCCAACCCUCCGCCCUCGCGGGCCAAGCGCAGCCGCCUCUUCUACGCCCCGCUGAUCCUGGUGGAGCCGGACGAUGCCUGGGACAAGAAGAAGCGCGGCCUGAACUCGCUGGCGAGGAGCCGCUGGUACACGGAGGAGCAGGAUGUGCCAUACCAGACCUACGCAACGGCGACACUCAGGGUGCCUGGGCAGCUCGACCACCAUUACAAUGACAAGCAGGGCAGCGCCGACAGCCUGGUGGAGGCGGUGAGUCUAAUCCCAGUCUGA
This is a messenger RNA of Carcharodon carcharias (great white shark), 6639 nucleotides long. RefSeq names its product voltage-dependent L-type calcium channel subunit alpha-1D-like. Gene Ontology annotation, cellular component: voltage-gated calcium channel complex; membrane. Gene Ontology annotation, molecular function: high voltage-gated calcium channel activity. The record is from RefSeq and is a predicted model, not a curated record. Lineage: Eukaryota; Metazoa; Chordata; Chondrichthyes; Lamniformes; Lamnidae. The transcript has 47 exons. Gene Ontology annotation, biological process: calcium ion import across plasma membrane.